UAUACAUGCAAGGGAUCUGUUGGAUGUCACGCUAUCGAAAUAUAAUCAGUGUAUAUUGUGAUAAUACUUUUUUCGAAAACAGAAUUUCGUUGUCAUUUCUUUGUAUAGAACAACAGCAUUAAAAUGUCUUCUUUAACUAAACCAAAAUCUGAAAUGACUCCUGAGGAGCUGGCAAAAAGGGAGGAAGAAGAAUUCAAUACUGGACCUCUUUCAGUCUUAACUCAGUCUGUGAAAAACAACACACAAGUUCUAAUUAAUUGCAGGAACAACAAAAAAUUGCUGGGAAGAGUAAAAGCAUUUGAUAGACACUGUAAUAUGGUUUUAGAAAAUGUAAAAGAGAUGUGGACUGAACUUCCACGUACAGGAAAAGGAAAGAAAAAGGCAAAACCAGUAAACAAAGAUAGAUUCAUCUCUAAAAUGUUUUUAAGAGGAGAUUCUGUUAUUUUAGUUCUGAGAAAUCCAUUGGCCACAGCAUCAGGAAAAUAAAUUUUGCCUAAGUUUCUAAUUUUAUAAUUUGUAAU
Dufourea novaeangliae is the source of this 521-nucleotide messenger RNA. It is a transcript of the gene SmD2, whose product is annotated as probable small nuclear ribonucleoprotein Sm D2. Gene Ontology annotation, biological process: RNA splicing; spliceosomal snRNP assembly. Bases 124 to 486 code for a protein of 120 amino acids. Gene Ontology annotation, cellular component: U1 snRNP; U2 snRNP; precatalytic spliceosome. NCBI's taxonomy places the organism in Eukaryota, Metazoa, Arthropoda, Insecta, Hymenoptera, Halictidae. The record is from RefSeq and is a predicted model, not a curated record. Gene Ontology annotation, molecular function: RNA binding. The transcript is spliced from 3 exons.